CGCCCGGCCGAUGUUUUCAUUUUUGGUAGAGAUGAGGCCUCCCUCUGUAGCCAGGCUGACUGCUCCCGGCCUGAGUGCCGUGCUCCUGCUGAGCGGUUUUGUGCCCACUCCCUUCUCAUCCCCUCCCGCCCUUGCUAACUCACAGCGUCGCAACAGUCAUGAGUCCCCACCUGCAGAAAGGAAGCUCCUGCAGCCCCCCACAACCCCCAGGGCAGCCUUUCUCAGGGAAUUUUCAAGACUCCUGCGGGAGGGGCUGCCAUUCUGCGCCUUCAUUGAGCCUACAGGCAACUGGGACGUUUGAGUCCCCUAGGGCAGCGACUGCCUUGGCAGCCUGAGGCAGAGCUUGGCCGGGCCUGGCGACCCCUGAGCUUGUGGGAGAUGGACAUGGCCAGCACCGCCUUCAGGGUCCUGCCCAGGGCACAGUCCCUUCAGGCCGGGGAUCCCGGGGAGGCGUCCUUCCCCUCGGCCAGGGUCAUCGUUUUGCUCCCUCCCGGGAGUCUGGGGUUGGAGUCUGGUCUUAGCCGGUGGCAACUGACGUGGCCUGACCACCAGGCCCGUCCAGGUCCACGGGUGAGGGGCCGCGGUGGGGGUGCCCCCAGCCCAGCAGGCAGCCCUGGACAGUGACCCUGGAGCAGGAACCAGGGCUGUGCUGGGCACUGACUGGGCCCUGGUACCGAGGAGUCACCCUCCCCGGGGUCUUCCUGGGCCUGGGGCCGCCUGGGUCCGCUCCGGCGCCUGGGGAGGGGUCUGCGGCUUCGGAAACUCGCGGGUCCCCCCUUCCCCCACCUGAAAGGGGCCCUUCAGCGCCGCACGCUUCCUCCCCCACACUCCGGUUGAGGAGCAAGGAGAGAAAAGAGUGUCUUUCUCUCUUGCUCAAAGCUGCGUGUGUGCAACGCGCCAGUCCCAGGAUAAUUUUAACUCGCGGCCGGAGAGAAGGCGCCGCCCGCCUGGCGUCUUUUUUUUUUUUUUUUUUACCCUGGCGGGCUGGGCGGCGGCGCGGGGCGGGUAGAAGCUCCCCCGCCCAGGUGGGCCCGGCUGAAUGGGGGGCUUGUGCAGGCGGGGGCGGGAAGGGGAAGGGGAAGGGGCCGCCCACCUCCCGCCCCGCCCGCCCGCCCGCGCGCUGCCAGCCCCGACGCCGCCGCCGCAGCUCAGACUCCGCUCAGCCAUGGCCCGGCCGCCCGCGUUCGCCCGGCUCCUGCUCCUGCUCCUGCUCGGGGAGCUCCUGGCGGUCGCCGGGGCGCAGAAAGUGGGAUUCCCAGGCCCCCCCGGCCCCCCAGGGCCGCCCGGGAAGCCCGGCCAGGACGGCAUUGACGGAGAAGCUGGUCCUCCAGGUCUGCCUGGGCCCCCGGGACCAAAGGGGGCCCCAGGAAAGCCGGGGAAACCAGGAGAGGCCGGGCUGCCGGGACUGCCGGGUGUGGAUGGUCUGACUGGGCGAGAUGGACCCCCUGGACCCAAGGGUGCCCCUGGGGAACGGGGAAGUCUGGGGCCCCCGGGGCUGCCCGGGCUGGGGGGCAAAGGCCUCCCUGGACCCCCCGGAGAGGCAGGAGUGAGCGGCCCCCCAGGUGGGAUUGGCCUCCGCGGCCCCCCGGGACCUUUUGGACUCCCCGGCCUCCCUGGCCCCCCAGGACCUCCCGGACCCCCUGGACACCCAGGAGUCCUCCCUGAAGGCGCUACUGACCUUCAGUGCCCAAGUAUCUGCCCACCAGGUCCCCCAGGGCCCCCUGGAAUGCCAGGGUUCAAGGGACCCACUGGCUACAAAGGCGAGCAGGGAGAAGUCGGCAAGGACGGCGAGAAGGGUGACCCUGGUCCCCCUGGGCCCACCGGCCUCCCGGGCAGCGUGGGGCUACAGGGCCCCCGGGGAUUACCAGGACUGCCAGGGCCACUCGGGCCCCCUGGGGACCGGGGUCCCAUCGGGUUCCGAGGGCCACCUGGGAUCCCAGGAGCACCUGGGAAAGCGGGUGACCGAGGCGAGAGGGGCCCAGAAGGGUUCCGCGGCCCCAAGGGUGACCUCGGCAGACCUGGUCUCAAGGGAACCCCCGGAGUGGCCGGGCCAAGCGGAGAGCCGGGCAUGCCGGGCAAGGACGGCCAGAAUGGCGUGCCGGGACUCGAUGGCCAGAAGGGAGAGGCUGGUCGCAACGGUGCUCCGGGAGAAAAGGGCCCCAACGGGCUGCCAGGCCUCCCCGGACGAGCGGGGUCCAAAGGCGAGAAGGGAGAACGGGGCAGAGCUGGGGAGCUGGGUGAGGCUGGCCCCUCGGGAGAGCCAGGCGUCCCUGGAGAUGCUGGCAUGCCUGGGGAGCGCGGUGAGGCUGGCCAUCGGGGCUCAGCGGGGGCCCUCGGCCCACAAGGCCCUCCUGGAGCCCCUGGCAUCCGAGGCUUCCAGGGUCGGAAGGGCAGCAUGGGAGACCCUGGCCUUCCAGGCCCCCAGGGCCUCCGAGGUGACGUGGGCGACCGGGGUCCGGGAGGUGCCGCAGGCCCUAAGGGAGACCAGGGUAUUGCAGGUUCCGACGGUCUUCCUGGGGAUAAAGGAGAACUGGGUCCCAGCGGCCCAGUCGGACCCAAAGGAGAGUCUGGCAGUCGAGGGGAGCUGGGUCCCAAAGGCACCCAAGGUCCCAACGGCACCGGCGGUGUUCAGGGUGUCCCCGGGCCCCCCGGUCCUCUGGGCCUGCAGGGCGUCCAGGGUGUUCCUGGCAUCACGGGGAAGCCGGGAGUUCCGGGGAAGGAGGCCAGCGAGCAGCGCAUUAGGGAGCUGUGUGGGGAGAUGAUCAGCGAACAAAUUGCACAGUUAGCCGCGCACCUAAGGAAGCCUUUGGCACCCGGGUCCAUUGGCCGGCCCGGUCCAGCCGGCCCCCCUGGGCCCCCAGGACCCCCAGGCUCCAUUGGCCACCCUGGCGCUCGAGGACUCCCCGGAUACCGCGGUCCCACUGGGGAGCUGGGAGACCCCGGGCCCAGAGGAAACCAAGGUGACAGAGGAGACAAAGGCGCGGCAGGAGCAGGGCUGGACGGGCCUGAAGGAGACCAGGGGCCCCAAGGACCCCAAGGCGUGCCCGGCACCAGCAAGGACGGCCAGGACGGUGCUCCUGGUGAGCCUGGGCCUCCCGGAGAUCCUGGGCUUCCAGGUGCCAUUGGGGCCCAGGGGACGCCGGGGAUCUGCGACACCUCAGCCUGCCAAGGAGCCGUGUUAAGAGGGGUCGGGGAAAAAUCAGGCUCUAGAAGCUCAUAAAAUUCAACGUGAGGAAGUAAGCAAGUGACAAGGACGCCUGAAGCGCGGUGGGGCGGUCAUGAAGGAGCGGGCGGUGUGGCAGGCUGGUGACGUCCAGGAGAGCGAGUGCCCCUGGCUGCCCCUCGGCCGCCGACUGGACACGGGGGCCCUGCCAGCGAGCACCCUCAUCGGGCUGUCGCCUGACAGCAUACCUCAAAAGGCCCUAGCUAAUAAACCUGUAAGCCCAGCAUUUGAGAGAAGGUAGGGUGUAUAUGUAAAAGGUUGUGUACAAUUCCACAAGAUGAAAAAUAUUCAGUAACUUGUUUACAUAGCAUUUGUGUAAAGACUGUGAUCUCAUCCCAAUAAAAUGAGAUGUUAAAUCUUCA
Messenger RNA from Nomascus leucogenys (northern white-cheeked gibbon), 3585 nucleotides. It is a transcript of the gene COL9A3, whose product is annotated as collagen type IX alpha 3 chain. NCBI's taxonomy places the organism in Eukaryota, Metazoa, Chordata, Mammalia, Primates, Hylobatidae. The record is from RefSeq and is a predicted model, not a curated record.